Messenger RNA from Aspergillus fijiensis CBS 313.89, 921 nucleotides. RefSeq names its product tRNA 2'-phosphotransferase. The annotation marks the transcript as partial. The record is from RefSeq and is a predicted model, not a curated record. Lineage: Eukaryota; Fungi; Ascomycota; Eurotiomycetes; Eurotiales; Aspergillaceae. The transcript is spliced from 2 exons. Gene Ontology annotation, biological process: tRNA splicing, via endonucleolytic cleavage and ligation. Gene Ontology annotation, molecular function: tRNA 2'-phosphotransferase activity.
CGCCAAAUCACCGUCUCCAAAGCGAUGUCGUUCAUCCUGCGGCACGCGGCCGAAAAGGAAGGGUUGCGGAUGGAUGCGCAGGGGUAUGCGAGCGUGGGGGAUUUGCUCGCCUGGCGCAAGCUCAAAUCCCUGAAAGUCACCUUCCCGGAGAUCGUGGACGCGGUCGCCAGUUCGGACAAGAAGCGGUUCGGGCUGUUGUAUCUCCCUCCUUCUGCUUCUACUUCUACAGCCACCUCUACGGCGGAGUCUACGCCCACGACUGCGGUGGAGUCUACAUCCACCGCCGAACAAGCAGGCGACACAACCAGCCCGCAAACAACAACCAACGACACCACCGAAACCGCAACAGCCACCGCCCUCGCGGCCGCCACGACCGACCAAGACCCCACCCACUACCUCAUCCGCGCGACGCAGGGCCACAGCAUCAAGACCGUCGAGGCCGCGGGCCUUUUGGAACGGCUGACUCCCACCACCUCCAACCUCCCGUCGACAGUCGUCCACGGGACGUUCCACGGGGCGUGGCCGUUGAUCCUGGAGUCCGGGGGCCUGCGGUGCAUGGGCCGGAACCAGGUGCAUUUUGCGACGGGGCCGGAGCGGGAGGCUGUGUUGGCGAGGUCGCAGCACGAGCAGAAGGAAGAAGGGGCGGUCGGCGGGGGCGGGGGCGGGCACGGGCAGGUGAUCUCGGGGAUGCGACGGGAUGCGCAGGUGUUGAUCUAUAUCGAUCUGGUGAAGGCGCUGCAGCUGGGGUGUCCGUUCUGGCGCAGUGAGAACGGGGUCAUUCUGAGCGAGGGGAUCGAGGGCAUGGUGCCGUUGGAGGUGGUUGAUGCCGUGGUCGAGCGGCGGCUGGGCACGAUCUGGGAGCGUGGGGCGGUCGUGCAGCAGUGGCCGGCGGAGUGGAGUCGGCGCCGGAAUCCUAAGGGG